UAUAAAGGUCAYUGUGGCAGCCAUUUUUGCUUCUCGUUCUAUUUUAUAGUUUUACAUAUGCUUACUGCUCUUGCUGAUGUUCGCUAACAACAUUAAGGAGGUAGUCAACAAUCAAUAUUGUCAUGGACUCUGAACCAAUAUUUGGUGAUAGAUAUGGAUGUACUUGUGAUUCAGAAACAGUCAUUUUCUGUUUCAAUAAAAGAACUGGAGACUGGAAAUGGAGCUGUUCUGGACAUUGUUUUGAGCGUCCKCCUUCACAAACUAUUGCAACACAAACAGAAAACACAGCCCAAAGUKUUCCCACUCUGCAACAGAAAACAAGUCAUUUGACAGAAAUGACAGAAAUUAUUGGUGUUGAURAAAAUAAAGAGAUUGCAUCUCUGAUGUCAAAUGCUAUUACAGUUUGUGCACAAGAAAUGAGGAGCCAAGCUGGGAUCUCAGUAGCUGUUUCUCAUACUUCUUCGCCCGAUCAAGUUAUACAUGUAUCUUGUGUUUCUGACAAUUUAGGAAAGCCUAAAGCCUUAAGAAAGACUUUUGUCGCGUACGAGACAUGUAAUCAAGUACGAAAUACCACAGGUAAUGAGGAGCCAGGGUCAUKGUUUGAUGAUGUAGGCAAUAACAAGGACGACACACUCGAUAUUGGUAAGGAUUACGAAAAUUGUGACGACAGUGGUACUACUGAUCAUGGAGAUGAUAGCACCAGUGAAGAUGGGUAUUCUAUUGGUGUUGAUAAUGAUGGCAAAAGAGACAUACCUGUUGAUGUCACUAUUCGUAAUGAUAAUAAUGAUAAAAAUCAAAACCAUGACAAACGUGGUGAUGAUGGUAAAGACGAUAAAGAUAAUCUCGUUAAUGAAUGUGACGAAAGUGAAAUUCUAAAGUCUCCAACAAAAGUAAGAAAAUCUAUCAAGCGCAAGCAAACAAAAGGCAAAGUGCCUAGAGAGGUUUUUCCAUGUACUUAUUGUACCAGAAAAUGUACGUCUAAAAGCCUAUAUGACAAACACAUUGAGUGGCACACAAGGAGCAAGGAAACAAAGUGCAAUAUUUGUGGUAAAGARUUCUCCAAACCUGGUUAUCUCAUCAACCACCUAGAAAAACACCAACAAGCAAGAAAGCAGGGCGAGGAGAACGAGAAAAAGUUAUCGGAAUGCCGUUACUGUGGAAAGCUUAUGAAGGGAGARAACCUUGACGGACAUGAAAAAACCCACACGCAGUCAAAACAAAAGCGAAUUAUGGAAUGUUCUUAUUGUGGAAAGACCUUCACAAGCUCUAGUGAGUUUGAACGUCAUGUUAGAACUCAUACCAAAGAAAAACCAUACAAGUGCWGUCAGUGUGAAAGUGCAUUCUAUUGUAACGGGGAUUUAACAAUCCAUAUUCGAAGACAUCUUGGGGAUAAACGCUAUAARUGCGAUCACUGUGGAAAAGCGUUUGUAAGAAAGUGUAAUCUAGAUGAACAUCUUCGCACACAUACCGGAGCCAGACCUUAUGGAUGUCAAUACUGCGAUAAGACAUUUGGAUUCAGAAAYGUUUUAAAGGUUCAUCUUUUGCAGCACACUGGGGUAAGACCCCAUAUAUGUGAAUAUUGUAAUAAGGGGUUCGCUAAAAAGGCCUUUCUUGAUAAACAUUUAAUAGUCCAUAAUUAAGAAAGGGCUUAUAUCAAGCUGUAGGGAAUCUUUGAUGCAUUARCUCUACCGCACACGACACCGCCAAUGUUCACGUAUGCACCUAGCUCAAGCCAAAAACCAGCAAUUCAACUUUCCCUAGAAAAAAGGCAAAUUACUAAUUUCUAUUAAUAUGAGAUCUAGACCAAGGCUCAGCGCCAUGUUAAGCGUUUGAAAGGUCUUGGCUCAUACAGCUAUUUCAAAAAAAGGUUAGUUAAGGUUUUGUUGCAAUUUGCAUGUUGCGUGUUGCUUACUAAGUUUAAAAUGCUUCAAUGUCAGCUCUGACGAAAUUAUGCCAUAAGAACGUGCAGACAAAAUUUCGAUUUUAUUAUGACCAUUCGCUGUAUUGUAUUAUUCAUAUCGCUUAUAGUGCAGUUCAGACUUGGUAUGCAACGUAAACAUGCAAAAAAAACUUAGCCAAUUUUUUGUUUGAAAUAGAUAUGUAUAUCAAAAUCGACGAAAACAUGACUGUUUUGCAUGGACCCAAUAUUUUUUCCCCCUCAUAUCUAAUGACCCCAUACUACAAACUGUUCAACAAGCAAACACUUGUUGGACCCAUUGACUUCAUUGCGCUCAUUACAAACUAAUACCAUGACACUUUCGGGAAUUAUUAGUAAUAAUGUMCCCCUCUUCCACGGGAGGCAUGGUUGCCUUUGCCUCUGCUUUGGGGACAUUCAAUUACUAACAUCUUAAAUGUGCCAUGCUAUGAAUUUGUAAAUAGCCAAUCUGARGUUGAGGGGAAAUUUGGUCUAAUUGGCUUUGCAGUGCAUUGUGGGACUGUUUUAGGCCUUUUAGGCGACGAAACAGACGCCAUCUUAGAAAUAUGUCUCCUAGAUAGCCCCACAAUGCACUGCAAUACUAAUUCGGCCCAGGUUUCCCCUCAACCUUGGAAUAGUCUCCUUCACUGUUCCCUGCGCCAUCUUGAAAGGUAGCCGUGCCUUUGCAUCGAAGCGAGACGGACGGUGAGCUUGCA
Actinia tenebrosa (Australian red waratah sea anemone) is the source of this 2631-nucleotide messenger RNA. RefSeq lists its product as uncharacterized. Gene Ontology annotation, biological process: regulation of transcription by RNA polymerase II. Lineage: Eukaryota; Metazoa; Cnidaria; Anthozoa; Actiniaria; Actiniidae. Gene Ontology annotation, molecular function: RNA polymerase II cis-regulatory region sequence-specific DNA binding; DNA-binding transcription factor activity. The record is from RefSeq and is a predicted model, not a curated record.